AUGGUGAAAGAGAACACGUCUACCUUCCAGCUGUCCACAGAAAAGCAGCAGCUGCCGCAGGAUGCCCUUACAUGGCAUUCGUUUCCUGUUGUCUCCGAGGGAAGUCUGCCGGGACACACCGGGUUGACAGAGCAGCAGAAUUUCAACUCCAAUAGACUUGAAUGUGUUUCUGGGCAAAGAAGCAGAGCUAACGAGGGAAGAGAUUUAAAGAGUUUCUCUUGUGUAUUUGUCAAACUCGUAUUUCCUAGCUGGGCGCAAAGAGGGGAUUCAAUUUCAAUUGUCUACCAAGGCUCCGGGUCCAGCCACCUACCUGAAGAUCUGGAAAGCGUGGAGACGAUGCUUUUUUUCCUGUACGUUUUGGGAGCCGCAGCUGCAAUCCCGACAAAUGCAAGGUUCCUAUCCGAUCAUUCUCAACCAACUGCUGAUUCCUUGAGUUCCAUCCAACAGGCUGAAUUGUCGGUAACACCUGACAACACUGCAGUCCCCAUUUUAAGGGUUGAAGAUUCAGAAAAUGAAAAGGAAACUGCAGUAUCCACAGAAGACCAUCUCAUCCAUAAGGCUGAAAAAUCUUCAACACUGAAGUCAAAGGAGGAAAACCAUGACCAGUCAGCAGAUCAGGACCAGAGUUACAGCCAAGAGCUGGGAUUACAGGAUCAAGAGAAAAGUGAAAGUGACUUCAGUGAGAAUUUGGAGGAUUCACCAUCUGAAGAUACAUUGGGUCUAAAAGAAGAUAUAAGUGAGCCUCAAAAGAAACAACUCCCAGAGAACAUUGAUUUCCUCGCUCCUGAAGUUAGUUCCGUUGCAGACUCUAACCAACAAGAAAGCAUCACGACAGAGAAAAAGCAAGAACAGCCUAUAAAUGAUUCUCAUGCUCAAUCAAAUGGGGGCAGCAAACGUAGCCAAGACUUAAGUGAUCCGGGAAACCAGGAGCAGGAUCCAAAUAUUGCCAAUGGAGAAGGGGAAGAGGAACAAGAGCCAGGUGAAGUUGCUACCUACAAUGACAAUCAAGAAAGGGAGAGAGAAUUUCCCAAGGAGCAUUCUAACAGCAAGCAGGAAGAGGAGAAUACCCAAUCUGAUGAUAUUCUGGAAGAGUCCAAUCAACCAACUCAAGUAAGCAAGAUGCAGAAAGAUGAAUUUGAGUGGAGUAACCAAGAACAAGAACAGAAUAACUCCAAUGCAGAAAUGGAAGAGGAAACUGCAUCAAAAAUUAAUAAGCACGAUCAAGAUACUGAAUGGCAGAGCCAAGAGGGAAAACCUGGCCUUGAAGUUAUCAGCAACCAUGAAGAGAUGGAUAAAAAGGCUGUUUCUGAGACUUUGCUCGUAGAGCCUACUGAUGAUGGUAACAUCAUUGCCAGAAAUCAUGGGCCAGAUGAUGAUGGUGAUGAUGGCCCCAGACAUGAUGAAAGUGAUGAUGACUACACCCCAAGUGAGGACUUCCUGGAGGCUGAAAGAGCUCAAUCAAUGAGCUAUCACAUCAAAUACGAGGAGGAAAGAGAAAGAGCACUUGAGAAUGAGAAUGUAGACACCAGUAAACCUGGAGAACACCAAGGGUCCAAGAAAGCAGACAGCUUACCAAAUGAGGAUGAAAGUUCAAGUGAAGGCAACAUGAGGGUGCACAGUGUUGAUUCUUGCCUGAACUUCCAGUGUAAAAGAGGACACAUCUGUAAGGCUGACCAACAGGGAAAACCCCACUGUGUUUGCCAAGAUCCAGUGACUUGUCCUCCUACAAAACUCCUUGACCAAGUUUGUGGCACUGACAAUCAGACCUAUGCCAGCUCCUGUCAUCUGUUCGCUACUAAGUGCAGACUGGAGGGGACCAAAAAGGGGCACCAACUGCAGCUGGAUUAUUUUGGAGCCUGCAAAUCUAUUCCUGCUUGUACGGACUUUGAAGUAAUUCAGUUUCCUCUAAGGAUGAGGGACUGGCUCAAGAAUAUCCUCAUGCAGCUUUACGAGCCUAACCCUGAACAUGCUGGCUAUCUAAAUGAGAAGCAGAGAAAUAAAGUCAAGAAAAUUUACCUGGAUGAAAAGAGACUCUUGGCUGGGGACCAUUCCAUCGACCUUCUCUUAAGGGACUUUAAGAAAAACUACCACAUGUAUGUGUAUCCUGUGCACUGGCAGUUUCAUGAACUUGACCAACAUCCUAUGGACAGAGUCUUGACACAUUCCGAGCUUGCUCCUUUGCGAGCAUCUCUGGUGCCCAUGGAACACUGCAUAACUCGCUUCUUUGCUGAGUGUGACCCCAACAAGGAUAAGCACAUCACCCUGAAGGAGUGGGGCCACUGCUUCGGAAUUAAAGAAGAAGAUAUAGAUGAAAAUCUCCUGUUUUGAAAUAAGAUUUGAAAGAACUCAAACUUUCCAGCAUCCUCCUCUGCUCUGACCACUUCUGAAAUAUAUGCAACCUUGAUACUUGUAGAUUUAUAUUUAGCAAAAUGUUUGCAUGUCUGAGAAGACAAUGAGAGUAAUUGCUUGAUAACAGUAUAUGCACCGGAUAUUUAACAUUAACUUUGGAAAUAAAACUUUAAAAUUAAGUAAAGUCGGGUAUGCAAAAUACUGUACACUGUUUGUGAACAGGAGUUUGACUCAACACUCUCAGCAUCCAUUUAUGAGAUACUUACUAAUUAUGAAACUUGAAAAAAUAAUACAUUCAUUUUGUCCGUAAUAUCAUGUGCACUUCAAGAAAAUGAAAUAAUGCUCUUUUGUUAUUAAUGUGUAUUAUUUUCAAUAUCUUAAUAUCCUAAUAAAAAUCCAUAAAAAUCCAAAUG
Molecule: messenger RNA, 2762 nt
Organism: Ceratotherium simum simum (southern white rhinoceros)
Lineage: Eukaryota; Metazoa; Chordata; Mammalia; Perissodactyla; Rhinocerotidae
Gene: SPARCL1
Product: SPARC like 1
Biological process (GO): signal transduction; anatomical structure development
Molecular function (GO): extracellular matrix binding; calcium ion binding; collagen binding
Source: RefSeq, a predicted model, not a curated record